AUGGAGUUCAUGAUCGACUAUAUGUGCGAUUUGAAAAAGACCCUUGAUGCUGGGGGUAAUUGUGUGCUGGAGAUGCCUUCGGGCACAGGAAAGACCAUCACACUGUUGUCUCUGAUCGUGGCAUACCAGCAGCACUAUGCUGAGCACAGGAAGUUGAUCUACUGCUCACGAACAAUGUCCGAGAUCGAGAAGGCAUUGGUUGAGCUGAAAGCACUCAUGAAGUUCCGUGCGGAGCGCCUGGGAUAUGUUGAAGAAUUCAGAGGUUUGGGCCUAACCAGUCGUAAGAACCUUUGCUUGCACCCAUCCGUCAAAAGGGAAAAGAGUGGAACAAUAGUCGAUGCCCGCUGUCGUAGCUUAACGGCUGGUUUCGUCAAGGAGAAGAAACAGAGAGGAGAAGACGUUGAUGUCUGCAUUUACCAUGACAAUCUCGAUCUCCUUGAACCACACAAUCUAAUCCCCAACGGCAUCUGGACGUUGGAUAAUCUGUUAAAGUAUGGCGAGGAGCACAAGCAAUGCCCAUAUUUCACAGCUCGACGGAUGCUGCAAUAUUGUAACGUCGUCAUUUAUUCCUACCACUACCUCUUGGACCCUAAGAUUGCGGAGCGUGUCUCCAGAGACUUAUCCAGCGACAGCAUCGUCGUCUUUGACGAAGCGCACAACAUCGACAAUGUCUGUAUUGAAGCCCUUAGUACGGACAUCACAGAAGAGUCCUUAAGAAGGGCAACAAGAGGUGCACAGAACCUCGAGAACAGGAUCAAUGAGAUGAAAGAAACCGAUCAGCAAAAGCUCCAAGACGAGUACGAGAAGCUUGUUGAAGGGCUUAGGGGGAACGAUGAUGGCACCCGAGAAGAUUCAUUUAUGACCAGUCCUGUCCUCCCACAAGACUUGCUCAAGGAGGCCGUUCCCGGCAAUAUCCGGAGAGCAGAGCACUUUGUUGCCUUCCUCCGGAGGUUCAUUGAAUACCUCAAGACGAGGAUGAAGGUUCGGCAAGUCAUCUCCGAGACACCGCCAUCCUUCUUGGCACACCUGAAAGAGUAUACAUUUAUCGAGAAGAAGCCUCUAAGGUGGUGUGCAGAGCGCCUGACAUCACUGGUCAGGACGCUUGAGCUCACUAACAUUGAAGACUACCAUGCCCUCCAAGAAGUAGCCACGUUUGCAACACUUGUGGCUACAUACGAGAAGGGCUUCUUGUUGAUUCUCGAGCCGUACGAGUCCGACACGGCCGAAGUACCCAAUCCAGUUCUGCACUUCUGCUGCUUGGACGCCGCUAUUGCCAUCAAGCCUGUCUUUGACAAGUUCCGCAAUGUCAUCAUCACCUCCGGUACCAUCUCCCCACUGGAGAUGUACCCCAAGAUGCUCAACUUCACCACCGUCGUCCAAGAGUCGUACAGCAUGACACUGGCUCGGCGAUCCUUCCUUCCCCUCAUUGUGACUCGUGGCAGCGACCAGGCCUCCAUUUCGACAGGCUUCCAAGUCCGCAACGAGCCGAGCGUAGUCCGCAAUUAUGGCAAUCUCCUCACCGAAUUUGCCAAAAUUACUCCCGAUGGCAUGGUCGUCUUUUUCCCGUCUUACCUCUACAUGGAAUCCAUCAUCAGCAUGUGGCAAGGCAUGGGCAUCCUAGACGAAGUCUGGAAGUACAAGCUCAUCCUUGUCGAAACCCCGGAUGCGCAGGAAACCUCCCUGGCCCUCGAAACCUACCGCACAGCUUGCUGCAACGGGCGCGGCGCGGUACUCCUCUGCGUUGCACGCGGCAAGGUCUCCGAAGGCAUUGACUUUGACCACCAGUACGGGCGCACGGUGCUGUGCAUCGGUGUACCCUUCCAGUACACGGAGUCGCGCAUCCUGAAAGCGCGUCUCGAGUUCCUCCGCGAGACGUACCGCAUCCGCGAGAAUGAUUUCCUCUCAUUCGACGCGAUGCGGCAUGCUGCUCAGUGCCUGGGCCGCGUGCUGCGCGGCAAGGAUGACUACGGGUUGAUGGUGUUGGCGGACCGGCGGUUCCAGAAGAAGCGCAACCAGCUUCCCAAGUGGAUCGCGCAGGCGUUGCUGGAUGCAGACACGAACCUGAGUACGGAUAUGGCGGUCAGCAGCGCAAGGAGAUUCCUCAAGACCAUGGCGCAGCCGUUUAAGGCAAAGGACCAGGAGGGGAUCAGUACCUGGAGCUUGGAGGACCUGAAGAGGCAUCAACAGAAGAUGGAUGAGGAGCGGAUGAAAGAGCUGGAAGCACAGCGGGAGAAAGAGUCCGCGCCGGCAGUGGAGAGGCCGGCGGAUCAGGGAAGGGAAAGUGACUACGAGGUGGACGAGGAGGAAGAGAGGGAGAUGAUGGCGCUUGAUGUGGGCAACUAA
Messenger RNA from Thermochaetoides thermophila DSM 1495, 2343 nucleotides. RefSeq lists its product as uncharacterized. The record is from RefSeq and is a predicted model, not a curated record. Gene Ontology annotation, molecular function: ATP binding; DNA helicase activity; damaged DNA binding. Gene Ontology annotation, cellular component: nucleus. Gene Ontology annotation, biological process: positive regulation of mitotic recombination; nucleotide-excision repair; transcription by RNA polymerase II. Bases 1 to 2343 code for a protein of 780 amino acids. The transcript is spliced from 8 exons. Lineage: Eukaryota; Fungi; Ascomycota; Sordariomycetes; Sordariales; Chaetomiaceae.